Protomyces lactucae-debilis is the source of this 640-nucleotide messenger RNA. Its product is annotated as putative cytochrome c oxidase polypeptide 5, mitochondrial. Gene Ontology annotation, biological process: mitochondrial electron transport, cytochrome c to oxygen. The transcript is spliced from 3 exons. The record is from RefSeq and is a predicted model, not a curated record. Bases 136 to 630 code for a protein of 164 amino acids. Lineage: Eukaryota; Fungi; Ascomycota; Taphrinomycetes; Taphrinales; Protomycetaceae.
CAAGCAGUAGCAGCAGCAAGUAGCAGAGCAGUAGCAGCAGCCAAGCCCUCGAGCCCAGUCUGCGUGUCUCCCUGCAUCGACUCAAGAGAAAAGAUCAUAAAGGCCUCAUCCAGAGUCCCCCCUAAUACAAAAGUCAUGCUCCGCAACGCACUCCGAACAACCUCCACGACAGCCAGCUUGCGAGCAGCAGGCCUCAGCAGCAUCCGGCAAGCUCACACCAUCUCAACACCAACCUUGAUUCACCUCGAGAAGCGAUGGGACACGCUCUCUCCUCAAGAACAGGCCGAUUUGCAGUCGCAGCUUGCUAAGCGCCAGGAAGGGCCUUGGACGGAAUUGACACCCGAAGAGAAGCGUGCUGCUUACUUCAUCGCUUUCGGUGCUCAUGGCCCUCGUGCCGAGACACACCCACCUGGUUUCCAGAUCAAAGUCUUGACUGGUACUUUGAUUGGCUUGGGUAUGAGCGCCGUGCUGUUCUACGGUAUUCGAACCACUGCCCAGCCUGCACCCAAGACCAUGAGCCGCGAGUACCAGGAGGCCAUGAACGAGCGUCUCCGGGAGCAAAAUGCCGAGCCCAUCUCAGGUGUUUCGUCCGAAGGCUACAAGGGCAAGGGUAUGGUCCAGAGCGACUAGAUGUCUUACA